Molecule: messenger RNA, 2035 nt
Organism: Dinoponera quadriceps
Lineage: Eukaryota; Metazoa; Arthropoda; Insecta; Hymenoptera; Formicidae
Gene: Coprox
Product: oxygen-dependent coproporphyrinogen-III oxidase
Exons: 2
Coding region: 493-1677 (394 amino acids)
Cellular component (GO): mitochondrial intermembrane space; cytoplasm
Molecular function (GO): coproporphyrinogen oxidase activity
Source: RefSeq, a predicted model, not a curated record
AAACAACUCGUGUAUUGAGUAAUGGAGAAAUAAUAUUAUCAAGGAAUAAAACUUUGAGAUGACAAUGUUGCACACGAUUUCUUUGAAAAUGACAAUUUUUUAAGUAUUGAACAAAGAUAUACUGCGUAACUCAGUGAAAAGAUUGUUCAAAGUAUCAAUUGUAUCUUCAAAAUAAUAUUGCAUUAGAUGACUCAAGAUUCCCGGUAGGGGUUAAGUGAUAAAUAGCGAGGUGCAGAAAGUGCGAAUAAAACGAACACACGUCUGUUAUCGCUCACGAUUAUCAGCUGAUUUCCUAACCUGGUUAAAUAAAUCGGACGUGUUGAAAUGAUCACCUCUCUAAAGUGCGAACUCACAUCUACUCCGUGAAAGACAAGUAUAUUCUUAGCGGUGUCAAAUAAGAGAUAAAUACAAACGAUUCUUCUAACAAUUAUAUUUCGAGCAGAUACUGCAUAUAUACAUAAAAACCUAAGAUUGACCCGGUAGUCCGGAGUAAUGGCUGCGAGGUUUAUCCUGAGGAACUUGAAGAGCCUGGGCUCCGUUGCUUUCAAAUGCUCCGGCCCGUGGAGCAGAUCGAGGCAUUUGAAGUACGUCGGGGCGGGUAUCGUGACAGGUGUCGCAGCGUACGGUGCGUCGAGCAUAACAGUGCUGGCGGCGCAGGACGGGCUGGAUGUCGAAAUCUUCAUGUCAGAACCUAUCACAGAUGUGGAGAAGCUGCGGAAGAGUCGGAACAGCAUGCGAACGAGGAUGGAACUGCUGGUGAUGAAGACCCAGGCGGAUUUCUGCAGAGCGCUGCAGUCGCUGGAGAGCGACGGCUCCUUCCUGGUGGAUCGCUGGACCAGGAAGGAGGGCGGCGGCGGUGUGACGUGCGUGUUGCAGGACGGGCGAGUCUUCGAGAAGGCCGGCGUGAACGUCUCCGUGGUGACGGGUGUGCUGCCUCCGGGCGCCGUCCAGCAGAUGAGAGCGCGCGGCAGGCAGAUGCCGGACUCCUCGGUGUCGUUCUUCGCGGCCGGCGUGAGCGCCGUGAUCCACCCGCGCAAUCCGAUGGUCCCGACGAUGCACUUCAACUACCGCUACUUCGAGGUGGAGAACCCGGACGGCAGCACUCAGUGGUGGUUCGGCGGCGGUACCGACCUCACGCCUUACUACCUGAACGAGGAGGACGUGCGGCACUUUCACGGGACCCUGAAGGCGGCGUGCGACCAGCACGACCCCGCGUACUACGCGAGGUUCAAGGAGUGGUGCGACGAUUAUUUCCACAUCGUGCACCGGGGCGAGCGGCGCGGCGUGGGCGGCAUAUUCUUCGACGACCUCGACGCGCCCGGCCAGGACGAGGUUUUCCGCUUGGUGACGUCGUGCGCCCAGGCGGUCGUCCCGUCCUACAUUCCCCUGGUGGAGAAACACAAGGACGACGGGUACGGGUACUGCGAGCGGCAGUGGCAGCUGCUGCGGCGCGGCCGAUACGUCGAGUUCAACCUGAUCUACGAUCGAGGCACCAAGUUCGGCCUGUACACGCCCGGCGCCAGGUACGAGAGCAUACUCAUGUCGCUGCCUCUCACCGCCAAGUGGGAGUACAUGCACGAACCCAAGAUCGGUUCGAGGGAGUUCCAGCUUCUGGAAGUUCUCAGGCACCCCAAGGACUGGCUGGACGAUGCGGAGCCGGACGACGCGCGGGUCUAGGUCGCUCGUUAAUUGCGAGCUGCCUUCCGACCGACCGGGAUUGCACGAGGUAAAACGAAGUGAAAAUACGAUAUCGGUUACUCUCGAAAUUUCUCGCAAGUUUCCUCCCUUGAAGGGGAGAAAGAAACGUCGAGGGCAGCGAUCGGAAGUCGCGAAAAACGACUGAACAGUCUGAUGUUUCGGGCUCCCGCCCUGGGUCGUGCGAGUAACUUCGGAAAUCUUGGCGAAUGUCGAGAUUUCCACUCGGGAUUCGGGGAUCAAAGUGCUUCCAAGGUAUCGAGUGUUACGUAACGUCGGAGAUAAUGGGUGAUGGAACAAACACCGAGCGUGUAUAAUAUACAUGUAUAAUUAGUAACUU